Phytophthora infestans T30-4 is the source of this 6588-nucleotide messenger RNA. Its product is annotated as sterol 3-beta-glucosyltransferase, putative. NCBI's taxonomy places the organism in Eukaryota, Oomycota, Peronosporomycetes, Peronosporales, Peronosporaceae. Gene Ontology annotation, biological process: carbohydrate metabolic process. The transcript is spliced from 3 exons. The record is from RefSeq and is a predicted model, not a curated record. Bases 1 to 6588 code for a protein of 2195 amino acids. Gene Ontology annotation, molecular function: UDP-glycosyltransferase activity; hexosyltransferase activity.
AUGGUGGCCCAGACAUGGAGCUUCGGAGACUCGAAUCUGUUCUUCAAGUCGCUGUUCUGGCGGCUGGAGGACACCUCACACGACUCGCCAAUCAUCCGUAAGCCAAGCCAGAGCAACACAUCUGCCUGGCCCACACUCUUCGAGCGGUUGCAACGACUGGACCAGCUCUUCCAGGCCUGGCAUGGGCAACUCCGAUCCUUUUUUACCAGCCAACGCUGUGACCAGGAUCCGAGCAGCUCUCGUGUACGAGGCAAGAGCGUGGAUGCCACAGAGCUCUCGGACGGCUACUCGUCCUGUGAAGAAGGACCUGGGGAGCACUCGACAUUGAGAAGACGCUCAUCCAAGCCUCGACCACGUAGCAAGACGCUGUCAGACUGCAGCCUCGAGGUCAACAGCAGUCGCAAACCUGUAACAGAUCAGAUAGACAGCCGCGCACCGACCGUGCGUCCUCCCGCCAUGCAGAUCUGCAUCAUGAUCGUCGGUACCCGAGGCGACGUGCAGCCAUUCCUGGCCAUAGCUAAACGACUGCAACAAGACGGACAUCGAGUACGCCUCGCCACCCACAAGAUCUAUCGAGAGUUCGUAAUAAGUCAUGACGUUGAGUUCUACCCUUUAGGAGGCGAUCCGAAGGAACUAGCAGCCUACAUGGUGAAGACAGGAGGCAGACUUAUCCCUCCACUGAAUCUGGAGACAUUACAGAAGGACGUCCCGAGACAGAUGGAGAUUUUGGAGGACAUUUUGAUGUCGACGUGGCCUGCAGUGUCCGCUCCCGAUCCAGACGGCGAAGCGCCUGGUGUCCCUGGCUCAGUGUUCAGAGCACAAGCAAUUAUCUCCAACCCCGUGACCUACGGACACAUUCACGUAGCAGAGAAGCUUGGUGUGCCUCUGCAUAUCAUGUUCCCGCAGCCGUGGGUGCCCACCGUGGCGUUCCCCCAUCCCAUGUCGAAUCUGCCGUAUCAAGACAAACCGCAGAAGAGAAAUUAUCUGUCGUACAAGCUCGUGGAUCUGUUGAUGUGGGAGGGCACGGAACGUAUCGUCAACACCUUCAGAAGCGACGUACUGGGUCUGCCUCGUAUCCGGAAAGGAGGUCGCGGCUCCGAAAUGCUCUUGGACUUGAAUAUCCCGCACUCGUUCAUGUGGAGUCCGUUGUUGGUACCGAAACCCUUUGACUGGGGCGAUCUUUACGAUGUUGUUGGGACAGUAACACUUACGACGGAAGCCUCGUCGUACUCGCCGUCUCCAGAGCUCGAAGCUUUCCUGGGUAACGAUGGAGGACCCAUUUUCGUUGGAUUCGGAUCGAUGGUGCUUGAAGAUCCUCACGCGACGACCAAGAUGAUCAUCGAGGCAGCAAAGCAGGCGAAUGUGAGAGUGUUGAUCCAGUCAAGUUGGACAGAUAUGGCCGGUGAUAUGGAGAUUCCUGACAACGUCUUGUUCAUGGGAGACUGUCCGCACGAUUGGCUUCUGCCACGUUGCUCUGCAGUCGUACAUCAUGGAGGCGCAGGCACUACAGCAGGAGGCCUGCUAGCUGGCAAACCCACUUUCAUUGUGCCGUUCUUCGGAGAUCAGCCGUUCUGGGGUCGAGCUGUGGUGAGUGCAGGCGUUGGAGUGGACCCGUGUCCAAUCAAUGAGCUGACGACGAAGAAGCUUCGAGCUGCGUUUAAAGAGCUGCAGAGCCCCUUCCUCCGCAAUCGCGCUCUGAGACUGCAAAGGCGAAUGCAGCAGGAAGAUGGCGCAGAGGAAGCAGUAAAGAGCUUCUAUCGACAUUUGCCUCUGCGUCGGAUGCGAUGCGAUCUCGACCACGAGGCGAUGGCGACCAAGUGGAGACGGCAAGAUGGCGUUAAGGUCUGUGAGCGUUGUAGCGUUCAAAGUAACAGCAAGGACGUGAUUGAGUACCGGCCCGUGGACUACGCUGCCAGAGGCCAAGAACUGACGAGCGUCGCACGAUUCACAUGCGGACCGUCACCUCCUGGCGCUACUUUGUUCCUGCAAGAGGUUGGCUGGGCUGUCGCGUGCCUGAACCACAUCGGUGGCGUCGUGCGGGACAUCAGCCACUUCCUGCUGCUCUCGUGCUUCACGUCAUGGGACGUCGUUCCGCCAUGUAUGACGCGCUUCCAGCCGUCUCAGAAAAUUCACCCGCAUCAACAUGGGUCUUGUUUAGGCCAGAUUACCCGUGAACAUAGCGUACCCAUACAAAUACCCAGUGGAACUUUCACUACAAGUAUCCACAGUCCAUCAUUCCGCCUUCCACCCGUAGAGACACAAGGAACGAUGCCUCACGAGUGCAAAUUCCACGAGUGGAAUCAGCGCUUCAAGGCCACUUUCCACAAGGAAUCAAAGACGUUGGCCAUCGCUCCUCCCCCUGAAGAUGUCCGCACCGCUGGCAUCGCAGUGCACGGACCCGAUGGUCGCAUCCGUCUGGACGUGGCGGAGGAGGAAGAAAUCGACUUGGACGCUCUACGCCGCAGAUCCAGGAGCACCAUGGAUGACGAGGAGGGUCUCCAGCUUGAGAAGGCCUCACUCAAUUGGCCACCAGUACUCAACAUCUGCAUUAUGAUCGUCGGAACGAGAGGAGACGUGCAGCCGUUCCUGGCCAUAGCGCAGCGACUGCAACAAGACGGACAUCGCGUGAGACUCGCCACCCACGCCAUCUACCGAGACUUUGUGACGAGUUAUGGGGUGGAAUUCUACCCUCUAGGCGGCGAUCCCAAGGAAUUAGCCGCCUAUAUGGUCAAAACCGGAGGCCACCUCAUCCCAACGAAAGUCGAGACGAUACAGAAGGACGUACCCCGGAACUUGCAGAUGAUCGACGAGAUUCUGCACUCUACGUGGCCCGCAGUGUCCGCUGGAGACCCGGAAGGAGGAGGACCAGGCGUAAAGGGCAAACCCUUUCGAGCCCAAGCCAUUAUCUCGAACCCCGUGACGUAUGGACACAUCCACGUGGCUGAACGUCUGGGUGUUCCUCUGCAUAUAAUGUUCCCGCAGCCGUGGGUGCCCACAACAGCGUUCCCUCAUCCAUUGGCCAAUAUGCCGUACUCUGGCAAGUCUCAGAAGAGGAAUUAUCUGUCCUACAAGCUCGUGGAUCUGCUGAUGUGGCAGGGAACGGAAGGAAUCGUGAACGAAUUCCGCACUGAAGUGCUGAGACUGCGUAAGAUCCGCAAAGGAGACGGCGGUCGCGACAUUCUACUGGACCUGCACAUCCCUCACGCCUUUAUGUGGAGUCCGGAGCUGGUCCCGAAGCCCAAGGACUGGGGAGAUCUCUACGACGUGGUGGGGACAGUGGUGCUCAAAGGCACGGCCUCUUCCUACACACCGACGCCGGAGCUGGAGGCGUUUCUGGGCACUGACGAAGGUCCGAUCUUUGUGGGUUUCGGCUCGAUGGUGCUGGAAGACCCGAAAGCCACCACCAAGAUGAUCAUCAACGCCGCGACGCAAGCGAAGGUGCGUGUGUUGAUCCAGUCGAGUUGGAGCGACAUGGCCGGAGACUUGGUGAUCCCAGAUAACAUUUUCUUCCUUGGGAAUUGUCCACACGACUGGCUGAUGCCUCGUGUGAGUGCCGUGGUGCAUCAUGGCGGCGCAGGGACAACAGCAGCGGGGCUACUGGCUGGCAAACCGACAUUCAUCGUCCCGUUCUUUGGAGAUCAGCCGUUCUGGGGCUGGGCGGUGCAGCGAGCAGGUGUGGGAGUGACGCCGUGUCCGAUUGAAGAGCUCACGACGGAGAAGCUGCGAGUGGCGUUCAAAGCCCUUCAAAGCCCUGAUAUGCGGAGUCGCGCGCUGGAAAUCCAGCAGAAAAUGCAGCGAGAAAGCGGCGCGGACGAAGCCGUACGCUGUUUCUACCGACAUUUACCCGUCCAGGACAUGCGCUGCGAUCUGGAUCACUCUCGAGUGGCGACCAAGUGGUGUCGGAAGGACAAACUGAAGCUCUGUGAAGUGUGCGACUUUGUGAUUGCCUCUCAGCCAGAGAACUUCGAGAGGAAGGUGGUGGACUAUCAUUUCGUCGACUACACAGCUCGAGGCCCUGCGCAUGGCUUUGCUGGGGCUUCAGCCGGUGCAGCGGCGUUCUUCCAUGAGUUGGGCGGUGCGUUCAAAGACGUGGUAGUUAAACCCGCGCGAGGAUUCCGUGAAGAAGGCCCCAAAGGCGCAGUGAUUGGAGUGGUGAAAGGCGUGAGUGGCCUCGUGAUCCGCCCCGUGCAUGGCGUCGCGUUGUUUGCAGACCAUAUUGCAGCGGGUCACGCGAAUUACUUCAACGAUACGGGUCGUAGGAAGCGUGGCAGUGUGUUCGACAAGACGUUUAUGGCUGCUUUGGGGAAGGAAAACGGCUUGAUUGACUCGUACACGUCUGGAGGCGCCUCUGAAGAGAUCGAGACGCAUCGCUGUAUUGGUCCCAAGAAGGAGGUGCGAAGGAAAGUGGAGCUCAACGUGUCGGACGAAGUUAAACUCGAGUACCAAGCACGGUUCCGAGAGAUCGUGAGUGAGCAUCGAGACUCGCUUGAUCGCAUUGAUCGGAACUCUUCCGUCUCCUUCAGCGCCUCGGACGCGGAGAGCGAAUCAUCGCCCAGAGACGGGAUCCAAAUCGUCUCUGCUGACUUCACAGAGUCUGGCAACAUCGGCGUCAAGUUCAACGUCGGAUCCAAGUCACCAGACGCUAUCAGCGAGGCGAAGAUCGAGGAGUGGCGUCAAUAUUCCAAACUGCAGAAGGUCAAGUCGGAGCGCAUCCUCAAGAUCUUCACGGGCACUAGAAUACCGUCGAUGAACAUUUGUCUGGCGACGAUCGGGACUUGGGACAACAACGUCAAGCAGCUUGUGGCCAUAGGUAUGCGCAUGGCAGCGGACGGUCAUCGUGUUCGCGUUGCAGCCAAUGAAGAGUUUCGAGAGGAUAUUGUGGCACGUGGCUUGGAGUUUUAUCCGCUGGCAGGGGCAGUGAAGAAUAUCCACGACUUUAUCAAGUAUCUGCACGACACGAAGAACGCCAACGUCAUCCAGAAGCACAAGGCCGGGCGCCCUGUUCUCGGGCCGCUCAAGGACUUCGUGUACUCUUUGUGGCCAGCAGCAAAUGGCGCUGACCCGCACGGACGCGGUCAUAACAUCCCUGGGGAACAUUUCCGAGCCGACGCGCUGUUCUGGCAUCCGCUGCUGUUCGGACAUGUCCACGUGGCGGAACGACUGGGGAUCCCACUCCAAUGCUUCAGUUUGGUGCCUUUGUCCCCCACGUUUGCCAUGCCGCAUGUGCUGAGUGCGUUUCUCAUGGACGACAUCAGUCAACUGGGACGUGAGUUCAAGAAGACCAACUGGCUGUCGUACGGAGUGGUGGAUACGGUGCUGUGGCGAGGCAUGGAGGACAUUGUCAACGAUUUCCGAGAGCAUAUUGGGCUGAGAGGCCACUGCAACCAGGCUAGUCCUCUCGCUGACUGGCGUAUCCCGCACGUGUAUCUCUGGAACCCAGCAUUACUGCAGCGGCCAGUGGAUUGGGGACGAGAGCUCAGUGUGGCAGGCUACGUGACGCUUAAAGACGAGCGCGAGAUGGAGAAGAUGCGCAAGUUCAAGUGGAGUCGAUCUCUGAACGAUUUCACGCUGGAGACGUGCCACCCUGUGCUCUACUUUGGCGUGUCGACGUACUGCUUGGAGUCCGUACAGGUCGAUCGACUCCUGCUGCAGAUCGAUAAAGCAGCCGAGCAAGCCAACGUUAAAGUCAUCUUCCAAGCUCGCGAAGGACGAGCUGGUCACGCGCUUUACCACACGGAGAAUAUUUACGAAGUGGAGAGCGAUUUCCCGUAUUCGCUGAUCCUUCGCAAGGUGGCAGCUACGAUCCACUGGGGCGAGCCAGCUAUCGUGGAAGAGGGUCUCGCAGCGGGCAAGCCUGUUGGAAUCUGCGUCAGUGUCUCGUCCCAGUACUACGCGGCGUGUAUGUGUGUGACUGCAGGUGUCGGCAUCCCGCCUAUUGACUUGAGAAAAUGCACGAUCGAGUCGCUGGUCUCGUCCUUCAAGCACGUUCUGCAGCCUGAAAUCCGAGACAAAGCGCAGGAAGUCGCCAAGACUUAUCAACCCGAGCCGGCUCUCGAGAAAGCUGUCGAGACUUUCUACAUGAACCUGCCGCUGCGAGCGAUGCGCUGCGAUAUUGACGACGAGAAGGUCGCUCGAAUCUACGACCCUCGCCUGGAACUGAAGCUCUCUUUUGAAGCCUACAUUGCUAUCCAGCCACUUCGAGCUUACGACGACACGGACGACAUUUCGUACAAACCUUUGUGGUACGAUGGUCGCCGUCCAGCCAAGUUCUCGCUUCGAGACAUUGCUGGAGAUCAAGAGCUGAUCGAUAAGAAACCCACCCACGGAUUGGAAUCAAUUCGCAAAGCUCUGACGUCUUUCGCUUCUCAUGACUCGACCGACUCGACGGCACCUGAAGCGCCUAGAUCUGUUUUGUCGAGACUGACAAGUCGAGUUGCUAUGGUGGUGGAGAAACCGCAGUACUGGUCAACGGCAGAGGACGAAACCAAAGAGAGUCACGCGAUCGUGGCGGCGUACGAGAGAGCGCUCCAACAGCGCGCAAUGCAACAGCCAAAGUCAAAGCCAAGGCAAAAGUCAAGGCGCCAUUGA